AUGCGUACACAGGUUGAAAUAUUCUUGAACGAGAAGAAACACGCACUAGCAUCAAGGCUUUCGGAACCAAGGUGGUUGCUUCAGCUGGCAUAUCUGGCAGAUAUAUUCUCUGAGUUGAAUUUGCUGAACAUGUCCAUGCAAGGAAGGGAUGAAACUUAUGUCACUUUGUCAGAAAAACUCAAGGCAUUCAAGGCGAAACUGAGAUUGUGGAAGGGAAAGAUUGAACAGGGGAAUGCUGCGUCUUUUCCACUCUUGAACCUUUUUCUCAAAGAUAAAGAAGACGUCUCACUUCUGGACGUACAAAAUAUCAUUGUUGAGCAUCUUGAGAAGUUGAGUGAUGAGUUCGACAGAUAUAUUCCGGAUGAAGAAUUACACGAGAAAUACAAAUGGGUGCGCAGACCCUUCGAUGUCCAAGUCGAAGACCUCUCAGAAGAAGAGUCUUCCAUUCUAAGUCUCCAAGAGGAGCUCAUCGAAGUACAACAUGAUGAAACUCUCCUCUUCAACUUUCAGCGACAGUCACUCGGCGUGUUCUGGACUGCUGUUAAGAAGGAGAAACCAGUCCUUGGAAGCGAAGCUGUGAAAGUGCUCUUGCCAUUCGCUACUACUUAUUUGUGCGAAUCCGGGUUUUCCGCUCUGGCUCUCAUCAAAACAAACAGCAGGAAUCGGUUGCAACCUGAACACGAUUUGAGAGUAGCACUUUCCACGACUGAGCCCCGACUGGAGAAACUUACCAGCCAGAUCCAGGCUCAAGGCUCCCAUUAG
Homarus americanus (American lobster) is the source of this 762-nucleotide messenger RNA. Its product is annotated as zinc finger BED domain-containing protein 5-like. The coding region runs from base 1 to 762 and encodes 253 amino acids. The transcript has a single exon. The record is from RefSeq and is a predicted model, not a curated record. Lineage: Eukaryota; Metazoa; Arthropoda; Malacostraca; Decapoda; Nephropidae.